AUGACAGAGGGCGUCAAGGGGGUCUACAAGGGUGAACCUUCCACGUCUCCAGCUCAGCUGCAUCCUCGUAUACCACUCUGGGUCCAGACUACAAGCUACCAGCGUCGCGAGACCACUCUUUCAAGACCUCCUCUCGUCGACCUCGCCGCAGGCAGCAACCGUCCUCCAACUACCCCUCGAACACAUCUCACCCGCUUCGGCUCCCAAACGCCGCCGCUGCAAACUUCCCCUCCUCCCACCCGAAAAAGCAGCUCUUUAGUUCGCCUCUCGACUCUAGCCGCACGAGGACCACCUCGCCCUCUCCUUAUCACGUCACUAGACCUCACGCACCUCGAGCGGAGCAGCUCGCACCGCGGCAUCACUCGGUAG
Molecule: messenger RNA, 369 nt
Organism: Rhodotorula toruloides NP11
Lineage: Eukaryota; Fungi; Basidiomycota; Microbotryomycetes; Sporidiobolales; Sporidiobolaceae
Exons: 3
Coding region: 1-369 (122 amino acids)
Source: RefSeq, a predicted model, not a curated record